ACGUCCAUAACUGUCUACAACCGCCUCCCUCGAGACACCAUCUACCGUGUUACAUUUCAUUCAGCUGAUCUAUGUUUCAAAACUGACUUACCAACCUCCGCCCAUCCCUCUGUUGGAUUGAAGACACUUCUUAGACGACCAGGGUCGCAUAGAUAACAUGGCUAAUCCACGAGUAACUCCUGGUUCUGAGACAUUCGAGGCGAUUCAUAACGAGGCAUGGAACGUGCAAGUUGAGUUUUUUUUCAGCAGACAUAUAACUCAUGUCCAGAUCAAAGACUUCACCCCAUUUCCUGCUCGCGACGCGUUAGCAUCUGCUCUCUCACAACCAUCGGGACAAUCACAAUUCACAGCUGUCGGCAGUCUUUCUGAUGACCUCGAUAUUGCUUUCGCUCGGAAACGUCCUCGCAAGAUCUCUUCAGCUUCCGUAGCCACUGUUGAGAACCUCUCCAUUAACAGUACGGGUGGUACAGAGCAUAGUGGAGGAGCCGGAGAUGGUGCAGUACAGGAUUCUACGGGGCGGAGACGGACAUUGUCACGAACAAGUGGGAAUCAAGGCAGUGCGCUAGGCACUAGCUAUAGUUUUGAACAGAUACGACGCCCCCCGCCGGUCGCGGGUUCCGGUCCUACUAUUCGUUCGCACCGCCCACGUACCACUUCAACUACAUCACGCAGUAGUACCCACAAUUCCUACGGGACUUCACUUCCAUCUCUGGGUUUGUGGCCUGAUCAUUCUCAAAAAGCUCUAGAGAAAGCGCUACAGUCGCGUUUGGUCGAGACAUUUAUGACCAUGACAAUUCCUUCAUCGUCUCACGCCGGAGAUACAUCUGCCACUGCUCUCACUUCGUCGUCCAUGUCCUGUCGCAGCCCUUCUCCUGGCCCUCUGCCGUCUAUGUCACCUCGUAGUGCACCGUCAUUAUCGCGAGACAAGCUUCCGAAUCGCCAACAACACUCUUCGUCCAUUGCUGUGGAAUCAUUCCCUAUAACUAUAUCUGGGCCCGCUGAACCUUCGACGCAGAAGCGAUUCUCCACGCGCAGCCAUAAUUUCAAAGUAGUACUGGGUGACGACCAACAGACCACAGGUUUCACCUCUUCUCGUGCAUACACUGCAUCUACUGCCUCAACAUCUGGCCCACACAAUAAUGCAGCGAGUGAAAAAAGUCCUGAAGGGUUUGCCUCUGCUCCCGUUCCUAACUAUAUCUCUCCCAUACAUCGACCCAGUACCAGUCCGUCAUUCUCGAUAGAUUCAGCCUCUGGGUAUGACUUCGCAAAGUGGUCAAAUUUGGCAGUUCAAAGGGUGACUAUCAAUCUAUGGGGAAGGAUGAACCUUCGCUCUAAUUCCUCAUAUGGUAAAGGCAAGGAGAAGCAACGGGAUGCGGGCGAAUUUCUAAAUGAGACGGACUCGCAGUGGAAGAUGAUGGGUGAAUGGAAUGUUGACUUGGCCAAUUUGGUACCCGUGCCUGACGAGUUCGCAAACCCCACAUUCCACCUUCCCUCCAACACUCUCCUCGUCACACUCUCCUCCACUGGUAAAACGUACUACUUGCCCCCGUACGCCCAUACUUCGUCAGGCCGGCCACCAUCUCCCAAUGCUGGAUACAGUUCCGAUCCUGAAAUUCGUAACUCGAAGCUAACUCUACAACUCAAUUCAUUCCCGAGAUCAUCGGAAAGUGAUAGCACAAUCUCUGUGAAUCUCGACAACCGAAUAACUCGACUACGAAAGGAUCCACUACGAAGUGCAGGUUGGCAAGAUCUCGUGAAAUUAUUGACUUUACAGUCUGUUAUUUUAGAUACACAGCAUUCUCUAUUGAAGCUUGAACGGGACGUAGAGAAACUCGUCAUCGAAGAUUAUGCGGGUCGUCUGAGACGGGAAGUGUCCGAGCGAGAGGCAAUGGUAGCCCAAUGGCUGUCUAGCAUAUCCAAAGUGCGCACAGACAGCGACAAUCGUGAGCCAAUUCAAGUAUCCAAUCGCAUACAGGCUCGGCGGAAUGAUCUUCGCAAGCGACGAGAACUGCUCACCCAGGCGAGACAGAUGCAGGAGCAAGAUCUGCGCGGUACAGCUCAACGAGAAGAAGAGCUUGCCGAAGAACGAACGCGAGUCGCGAGCCUCCGCAAAAGUCUUACUCCCGUCCGAGUUGCCCUUGUUACAACCCUCGCCUCUAUUUUCCCGAUUGACCUCCUGUCCGGACCGGACCUCCUCUAUACCAUUCUUGACAUACCCCUUCCUAUACCUCUUGGAGUCACUGAACCUGCCCCCCCUCUCUCUUUGCCGUCACACAAGGAGGUGACCGAAGACGGGGUUGCCACCGCUCUAGGGUAUGCGGCACAUGUCGUGCAGCUGCUCGCUGCAUACAUGGGGCAAGGCCUUGUAUAUCCUAUAACAUAUGUCGGUAGCAGGAGUCUGGUUCGGGAUGGAAUAUCUGCAAUGGUUGGUCCACGCAUGUUUCCGUUGUUCUCUAGAGGCGUUGACACGUAUAGGUUCGAGUACGCUGUGUUUCUGUUGAACAAGGACAUCGAUUUGCUCAUGUCGGACCGCAACCUACGCGCAUUAGACAUGCGGCACACAUUACCCAAUCUCAAGAACCUUCUGUUGACUCUGACGGCAGAAUCAGGCAGAGGAGGUGCUCCGUCAAUGCUUCUCGGGUCUCCUGUGUUCUCUGUAUCCGGAUUGCUAUCGCCCGCUCGACCGUCUUCCCCAACGAAUUUGAGUUCCGCAACAGCACCUACCAUCGACAACUCCGAAACACCCGCCGCUGAGGUAUUGGCAGAUGCCGAUUCGCCGUUGCCGAGUGGCUCAUCGACACCGUCGAAGUCUGGCAACGAUGCAUACCACCAUUCUCUCUCCAGGAUGUCGAAACCAUUUUUCGGUCUGUCCGGUUUCCUUCGCGCCAGAUACCCUUCCGGCGUCCAGCAGCCUUCUGUAAAGGUAGUCCCGGAGGUGGCCGAAGGAGGCAGCACUACUUCAUUCGCUACGCCGGAGAGCGCGUCUCAGCCUCAUUUAGAGGUUUUGGGUGCUGACAGGCCGGACGAUGACGCGGAGGAGGAUCGACGGACUCUUCGUGGCAUUGCCGUCGGUGGCAGUGUCGAAGAAGAACCAAAGAAGACCGGGAAUGGCCAAGUUCCUCACAACGUCUCGGCCGGGAAUGCUGAGAAGACGGCCAAUGGAGAGGAAGUGCCGACUCAGUUAACCCAGAUUGUGACGCAUAUGCAAUGA
Molecule: messenger RNA, 3211 nt
Organism: Heterobasidion irregulare TC 32-1
Lineage: Eukaryota; Fungi; Basidiomycota; Agaricomycetes; Russulales; Bondarzewiaceae
Exons: 10
Coding region: 158-3211 (1017 amino acids)
Biological process (GO): SNARE complex assembly
Cellular component (GO): lytic vacuole; endosome
Molecular function (GO): SNARE binding
Source: RefSeq, a predicted model, not a curated record